Molecule: messenger RNA, 945 nt
Organism: Lepisosteus oculatus (spotted gar)
Lineage: Eukaryota; Metazoa; Chordata; Actinopteri; Semionotiformes; Lepisosteidae
Source: RefSeq, a predicted model, not a curated record
AUGUCUCUUAGAAAUACCACAGCUGAAGCCAUAACUGAAUUUAUUAUUGUUGGUUUUAAUGGGACUCAACAUCCAAAGACUAUUGGAUUCAUCAUUUUGACAAUUUACUCCCUAAUUUUGCUGGGGAACACCAUUAAUAUAUGCAUCAUUGCAUGGGACAGGUGUUUGCACACACCCAUGUACUUUUUUAUUUCUAACCUUGCUGCUGUGGAUAUCAUCCGCAGCACCAGUACCAGCCCAACAAUGAUCGUCAUUCUUCUAGCCGACAUGACAACCAUCUCUUACAAACCAUGUCUGACUCAAAUGUUCACAUACUUCUUGAGCAAUAUGAUGGAAGUGUUUACCAUUACACUAAUGGCCUAUGAUCGUUUGGUGGCAAUAUCCAACCCUUUACGAUAUCACAGUAUCCUCACAAAGACCCGUAUAAUCAUGUUGAUCGUGGUGUCUUGGGUACUGGCUUGUGCCAUUAUUGCCAGUUUUACAGGCACAGCAGACAGACUUCCUUACUGUCGCAGGACUGUUAACUCUCUUUUCUGUGACUAUCCAGCUUUGAUCAGAGCAGCCUGUGUCAAUCCUGAAGAUCACCUUCUGGUGCCAUCUGUUAUUUCUUCGUUUGUUACGUUUGGCAGUUUCACUUUUAUUCUGAUGUCCUACCUAAAGAUAAUCUUUGCCGUGGUUAAAAUUUCCUCCCCAGCAGACAGGAAAAAAAUGUACAGCACUUGUUUGAGUCACUUGAUAGUGGUUGCUUGCGUUUUUGUCCCUCCUUUUGUCGGAGUUAUUCUAGCCAGGAUAGGCCUGGUGCUGAGUCUUGUGGAACGACAUGUAUUAGCUAUCGUCUGCACUCUGGGUCCCUCUCUUCUCAAUCCUUUUGUUUACUGUUUCAGAACAAAGGAGAUAAGGAAUCAGGUCUUCAGGAUAUUUAAGAGUGUUGCACCCAGUAAAUAA